Lizanozyma spartinae is the source of this 372-nucleotide messenger RNA. RefSeq lists its product as uncharacterized. The coding region runs from base 1 to 372 and encodes 123 amino acids. The record is from RefSeq and is a predicted model, not a curated record. NCBI's taxonomy places the organism in Eukaryota, Fungi, Ascomycota, Pichiomycetes, Serinales, Debaryomycetaceae. The transcript has a single exon.
AUGGAUCGUGCCAUAACUAACCCUGAGAAUUAUAAUAAGCGAGAUCUUCUUCUCUUGUGCCAAUUACUACAUAAUAAUCAUCUCAUACAACCAGAUGAUGUGGUUGAAAAUAACAAUGAUAAAGUGACUGAAAUCAUUGACGAAUGGUAUAAUCAUAAAGCUAUCAAAAUAUCACAAGAGAUGCAUCAAUUACCGUUCCAACAUAAACCGGCGUUGAAGCAAAUAACAAAACUAUACGCUAACUCAUUGAAUGUAUUUGGAGCAUCAACUACUACAGAAUUGGCUAACAUUUUGUACUACGAUCGGAUACAAGAGAUUGAAGAUACGUUGCAACAAAUGAAGAAGAACUUUAUUCAAACCCUCGAUGGAUAA